Messenger RNA from Leptinotarsa decemlineata (Colorado potato beetle), 1744 nucleotides. Its product is annotated as acyl-CoA synthetase bubblegum family member 1. Gene Ontology annotation, cellular component: endoplasmic reticulum; membrane. Gene Ontology annotation, molecular function: long-chain fatty acid-CoA ligase activity. NCBI's taxonomy places the organism in Eukaryota, Metazoa, Arthropoda, Insecta, Coleoptera, Chrysomelidae. The record is from RefSeq and is a predicted model, not a curated record.
AAGGUAUUUGUUUAAUUCGCAAUAUUUUUUUUCAGAGGAAUAGCUGUAGGUAUCUACACAACAAACUCCGCUGAGGCAUGUUAUUACUGUGUAGAAAGCAGUAAUGCCAAUAUAGUAGUUGUAGAAGAUGAAAAGCAGCUGGAAAAAAUUCUAUCAGUUCGUUCAAGGCUGCCAAACGUCAAGACUAUCGUGCAAUAUACGGGAGAACCCCCAAACCAUCCAGAUAUUAUCAGUUGGAAGAGAUUAAUGGAAAUUGGUGAACAGCAGACAGAUGAUUUAUUAGAGGAUGCGUUGAAGCAUAUUGGUAUUAAUCAAUGUUGCACGCUGGUUUAUACGUCGGGAACUGUUGGAAACCCCAAGGGAGUGAUGCUGAGUCACGAUAACUUCACCUGGGAUGCACUGGCGAUCUUGGAGAGACUGAGAAUUCAGAAGGGAACGAACGAAACCCUAGUGAGUUAUCUUCCCCUCAGUCAUGUCGCAGCUCAAACGGUCGACAUAUACAUCGCUAUAUUGGCUGCUGGAGCUAUAUAUUUCGCAGAUAAGGAUGCGUUGAAAGGGAGCCUGGUGGAUACCCUCAAAGAGGUCCAACCUACUAAGUUCUUGGGAGUUCCGCGAGUCUACGAGAAGAUCUACGAAAAGAUGAUGCAGGUAGCUGGUCAAAACGGAUAUUUGAAGAGAGCCAUUGCCUCGUGGGCUAAGGGACAAGCUUUGCAGCAUCAUCUUGAUGCGAUGGAUGGGAUAAAGUCAAAUUCGUAUGGAUAUCGACUGGCCACCUCGUUGAUAUUCUCAAAGAUCAAAGAGGCCCUUGGCUUCAGACGCUGCACUUUCUACGCUACUGCCGCAGCUCCGUUAGCCAACGACAUCAAAAAGUACUUCUGCAGCAUCGACAUACCGAUAAUGGAUUGUUUCGGAAUGUCCGAGGCCAGCGGCGCGCAUACGAUCUGUAUUGAGGGCGCUACCAACUUGGAUACCAUCGGUAUGCCCUUACCAGGGGUGAAAACGAAACUCUUCAAUGAAGAAAACGGACAGGGCGAGAUUUGCAUGUACGGCAGGCACGUUUUCAUGGGAUAUUUGAACGAGCUUGAAAAGACGGCGGAGACUUUGGAUAGCGAUGGGUGGCUGCAUACCGGUGAUUUAGGUCGAAUUGAUGAGAAAGGGUUCGUGUACAUCACAGGCAGACUGAAAGAACUUCUCGUAACGGCAGGUGGGGAGAACAUUCCUCCCGUCCCCAUAGAACAACAAGUCAAAGCUGAAUUACCUCAAAUCAGCAACGCCUUCUUGGUGGGCGACAAAAGAAAAUUCCUUUCCGUGCUUCUUACUCUGAAAACAGAAGUGGAUCCCGAUACUGGUGCCCCCAAUGACAAAUUACUCUGGUCUGUUCGGCAAUGGCUGAGCAGUCUGGGAUGCCCAGCAGAAACCGUGAAGGAAGUAUUGGCAGGCGGUCCAGAUAAGAAACUUCUGGAUGCGUUGAACGAAGGUAUCGAAAGGGUGAAUAGGCAGGCUACCUCUAACGCGCAGAGGAUAAGAAAGUUGGCUGUUCUGCCGGCUGAUUUUUCCAUACCUACAGGAGAAUUAGGUCCUACCAUGAAAGUGAAGAGAAGAAUUGUCGAACAGAAAUAUUCAGAUAUCAUAGAAAAAAUAUACGCUUAAGCGAUGGGAACACUUGUUAAUAUAAAUAAACAUUGUAAUAUUUGGAUACGAAACAGGUGAAAAUUAUAUUUGCAAUAAAGUUAUUUUUUCGUUA